AUGCAGCGUGCAUUGAGCUCACGGGCGCGGGCUACGGCUCUGUCCUCUGCUGCCUCCCGCUACCGCGCCGGUGCCGGUCUUGGUCAGCAGCUCCGAUUUGCUCACAAGGAGCUCAAGUUUGGCGUCGAGGGUCGUGCUGCUCUCCUGGCUGGUGUUGAAACCUUGGCCAAGGCUGUCGCUACUACUCUGGGACCCAAGGGCCGAAAUGUCCUCAUCGAGUCCAGCUUCGGCUCCCCCAAGAUCACAAAGGAUGGCGUUACCGUUGCCAAGGCCGUCUCUCUAAAGGACAAGUUUGAGAACCUCGGCGCCCGUUUACUCCAGGACGUGGCCUCCAAGACCAACGAUGUCGCUGGUGACGGUACCACGACCGCUACCGUCCUCGCCCGGGCCAUCUUCUCCGAGACGGUAAAGAACGUGGCUGCCGGCUGCAACCCCAUGGAUCUCCGCCGUGGUAUCCAGGCUGCCGUUGACUCUGUUGUUGAGUACCUCCACAAGCACAAGCGCGACAUUACCACCAGCGCCGAGAUCGCCCAGGUCGCCACCAUUUCUGCCAACGGCGACCACCACGUCGGCCAGAUGAUUGCCAAUGCCAUGGAGAAGGUUGGCAAGGAGGGCGUCAUCACCGUCAAGGAGGGCAAGACCAUGCAGGACGAGCUCGAGGUUACCGAGGGCAUGCGCUUCGACCGAGGUUUCGUCUCCCCCUACUUCAUCACCGACACCAAGGCCCAAAAGGUCGAGUUCGAGAACCCCCUGAUUCUCCUCUCCGAGAAGAAGAUCUCUGCUGUCCAGGACAUCAUCCCUGCUCUGGAAAUCUCCACGCAGACCCGCCGCCCUCUUGUCAUCAUUGCCGAGGACAUUGACGGCGAGGCCCUUGCCGUCUGCAUCCUGAACAAGCUCCGUGGCCAGCUCCAGGUUGCCGCUGUCAAGGCUCCCGGCUUUGGCGACAACCGAAAGUCCAUUCUCGGUGACAUUGGUGUCCUGACCAAGGGCACCGUCUUCACCGACGAGCUCGACAUCAAGCUCGAAAAGGCCACCAUUGACAUGCUCGGCUCCACCGGCUCCAUCACCAUCACCAAGGAGGACACCAUCGUCCUCAACGGCGAGGGUUCCAAGGACGCCAUCUCUCAGCGCUGCGAGCAGAUCCGCGGUGUCGCCGCUGACCCCACCACCUCCGAGUACGAGAAGGAGAAGCUCCAGGAGCGUCUUGCCAAGCUCUCUGGCGGCGUCGCUGUCAUCAAGGUUGGUGGCUCCUCCGAGGUCGAGGUCGGCGAGAAGAAGGAUCGAUUUGUCGAUGCCCUCAACGCCACCCGUGCUGCCGUCGAGGAGGGUAUCCUGCCCGGUGGUGGUACUGCCCUGAUCAAGGCCUCUGCCCAGGCUCUGGGAGACGUCAAGGCGGCCAACUUUGACCAGCGGCUCGGCGUCAACAUUGUCAAGAACGCCAUCACCCGCCCUGCCCGCACCAUUAUCGAGAACGCUGGCCUGGAGGGUUCCGUUGUCAUUGGCAAGCUCACCGAUGAGCACGCCGCCGACUUCAACCGGGGCUUUGACAGCGCCAAGGGCGAGUACGUUGACAUGAUUGAGUCCGGUAUCCUCGACCCUCUCAAGGUUGUCCGCACCGGUCUCAUUGACGCCAGCGGUGUUGCUUCCCUGCUGGGCACCACCGAGGUUGCCAUUGUUGAGUCCCCUGAUGAGAAGGGUCCCGCCGGUCCCCCCAUGGGAGGCAUGGGCGGCAUGGGAGGUAUGGGAAUGAUGUAA
Messenger RNA from Metarhizium robertsii ARSEF 23, 1755 nucleotides. Its product is annotated as hsp60 mitochondrial precursor-like protein. NCBI's taxonomy places the organism in Eukaryota, Fungi, Ascomycota, Sordariomycetes, Hypocreales, Clavicipitaceae. Gene Ontology annotation, biological process: mitochondrial unfolded protein response; protein refolding; protein import into mitochondrial intermembrane space. The transcript is spliced from 3 exons. Bases 1 to 1755 code for a protein of 584 amino acids. The record is from RefSeq and is a predicted model, not a curated record. Gene Ontology annotation, molecular function: ATP-dependent protein folding chaperone; ATP binding; protein-folding chaperone binding. Gene Ontology annotation, cellular component: mitochondrial inner membrane; mitochondrial matrix.